Molecule: messenger RNA, 1902 nt
Organism: Zophobas morio
Lineage: Eukaryota; Metazoa; Arthropoda; Insecta; Coleoptera; Tenebrionidae
Gene: cta
Product: guanine nucleotide-binding protein subunit alpha homolog
Exons: 2
Coding region: 59-1159 (366 amino acids)
Biological process (GO): adenylate cyclase-modulating G protein-coupled receptor signaling pathway; Rho protein signal transduction
Cellular component (GO): brush border membrane; heterotrimeric G-protein complex
Molecular function (GO): guanyl nucleotide binding; GTPase activity; D5 dopamine receptor binding
Source: RefSeq, a predicted model, not a curated record
UUCUGUUCACUUCCACCGCACAGCUAUGUAGUGAAAUAGUUGUAGUGUUUUAUUAAAAAUGUCCACUUUAAUGUGGUCGUGUCCGUGUUGUUUACGGUUUAAAUUCAGCCCUGAAGAGAUCGAGCAGCGAUACAAGUCUCUGGAAAUAGACAAGAUGCUUGAGAAAGACAAGCAAGCCCUAAAACGGCAAGUGAAGCUGUUACUGCUGGGAGCUGGGGAGAGUGGCAAAUCGACUUUCCUCAAACAGAUGAGAAUAAUCCACGGGAUCAAGUUCGAGAGCGAGCUCGUGAUGGAAUACCAGCAGAUCAUUUACCAGAACGUGAUCAGGGGCAUGCGGGUCCUGGUGGACGCGAGGGACAAACUCGGGAUUCCAUGGGGGGACCAGUCGAAUGCCUCUCUAGGCAAAGAAAUGCUCCAGCUGAACGUCCCGCUGCUGGAUUCCAGGACGUUCAUCCAGUUUUGUCCGUUGUUGAGCAAGCUGUGGAGGGACACGGGGAUCCUGAGGGCCUUCGAUCGAAGAAGAGAAUUUCAAUUGAGCGAUUCCGUGGAAUAUUUUCUGAAUAAUUUAGAAAGGGUAUCCCGUCACGACUACAUCCCCAACCACCGAGACAUUCUCUACUGUCGCAAAGCCACGAAAGGAAUCACCGAGUUCCAGAUUCCCAUCAACAACAUCCCGUUCUUGUUCGUGGAUGUGGGGGGGCAGCGGUCGCAGAGACAAAAGUGGUUCCAGUGCUUUGACUCAGUGACUUCGAUUUUAUUUCUCGUGUCGUCUUCCGAAUUCGACCAAGUAUUAUUAGAGGACAGGAAAACGAAUCGGUUGGAGGAGUCGAGAGACAUUUUUGACACGAUAGUGAAUAACAGGAUAUUUAUUAACGUUUCUGUUAUUCUUUUCCUUAACAAGUAUGAUUUGUUGUUGAAGAAGGUGGCGAACCCGGAGACGAACAUCCACUGGUAUUUCCCCCAGUUUGCGGGGAACCCGCAUUCGAUCAACGAUGUGAAGGAGUUUAUUUUAGCGAUGUUCACGGGUGUGAAGAGGGAGUCCAAGAAGGUGUUGUAUCACCACUUCACCACCGCCGUGGAUACCGAAAACAUUAAAGUGGUCUUCGAGUAUGUAAAAGAGAUUAUUUUACAUAGGAACUUGGAGAGUCUCUUGUUGUAAUACUGGACGUGUGAUAGGCUGUGUAGGACACAAUUUUUAGCAAGACUGACUAAGUUUAAUUAGUCGUAAGACUCGAUUUUAACGUGUGCGAGUACAAUGUAGGAAAUUACAAAAAUGUGAUAUUUUUUAAAGUUUGGGGACGACCAAAGAUUCAAAUUAACAGUAAGCUUUCACUCACAUUUCUGUAAUUUUUAUUUCCACAAACAAGUGAAUCUGACAACUGUAUUGUACAACAAAUAUUUAUAUUACAGUAGUUUAUAGAUCUGUUAGUAAUACUGCCAAAUGUGCCUCAUCAUUUUUACAUAUUUAUAAUAGUAAUUACAGUUUGUGUAAGAUUAAUCCAGUAUGUCGGGUUUUUUUUUGUGUAAAAUAUUGUAAUAUAUUUUUAUAGUAGUUUUAGGGACUCUAGUAAUGUGAUCUGAUUUUAGAGACGGCCUAAAUCGAUCUGUUUCAAUAUUACUCGUAUUUUUGUACAUAUGUUGUAUUUUAUAUGAAUUUUGGACUUUUGGAAAUUCUACCGGUUUUUCGGCAGCUUUGUAACGUUCAUAUUUACUGUAGCAUUGUUGGAGUAUUUACAGGAAGUUUUAUAGUGCCUUAAACACGUGUUCUAAAAAUAUACUCAAUUUUACAGCGUAAACAACGUAAUCCUGAAUUUAUGACUCUCAUUGUAUAUUAAAAUUGUAUAUAAGUAUCUUAUUUCUUUAUAAAUAUUUUUCUAAUUGUUAAUAAAAAGUAUUCCUAUA